Molecule: messenger RNA, 1346 nt
Organism: Capsella rubella
Lineage: Eukaryota; Viridiplantae; Streptophyta; Magnoliopsida; Brassicales; Brassicaceae
Product: histone deacetylase 8
Exons: 3
Coding region: 28-1206 (392 amino acids)
Source: RefSeq, a predicted model, not a curated record
CCUUGAUUCAAUCCUCAUUCACCACCGAUGGCCUCCGACGUCCCAUGCCUAUCCCCGUCGCCGGCUUCGCCGAUGGCUACCAGUCGCGUAGACGUCUUCUGGCACGACGGAAUGCUCCGACACGACGCCGUAGUAGGCGUCUUCGAUUCCGGACACGACCCUGGGUUCCUCGACGUACUGGAGAAGCACCCGGAGAACGCCGAUCGCGUCAGGAACAUGCUUUCGAUUCUCCGACGCGGUCCCAUCGCUCCUCAUGUCAAUUGGUUUUCCGGCCGUCCAGCACUCAUAUCUGAGCUUCUAAUGUUUCACACUUCAGAGUACAUUGACAAGUUAGUGGAGGCAGAUAAAUCAGGAGAAAGGUGUGAAAUUGCUGCAGGUACUUUCAUGAGCCCAGGCUCGUGGGAAGCUGCCCUUCUUGCAGCUGGAACAACUCUAUCAGCAAUGCAACAUAUUCUUGAUUGCCAUGGGAAAAUAGCUUAUGCUCUGGUACGCCCACCAGGCCACCACUCACAGCCUACUCAAGCCGAUGGGUAUUGCUUCCUCAACAAUGCGGCUCUUGCUGUCAAGCUGGCAUUGAAUUCGGGUUCUUGUUCCCGAGUUGCGGUUAUUGACAUCGAUGUGCACUACGGAAAUGGCACAGCUGAAGGGUUCUAUACAUCUGAUAAGGUUCUUACGGUGUCACUCCAUAUGAACCAUGGGUCAUGGGGCUCGUCUCACCCGCAGAAAGGAUCAAUUGAUGAACUUGGUGAAGACGUGGGAUUGGGUUACAACCUGAAUGUCCCUUUACCUAAUGGCACGGGUGACCGGGGAUAUGAAUAUGCCAUGACUGAGCUGGUGGUUCCUGCAGUGAGAAGGUUUGGACCCGAUAUGGUUGUUCUCGUUGUUGGUCAAGACUCUAGUGCUUUUGAUCCAAACGGGAGACAAAGCCUGACGAUGAAUGGAUACAGAAGGAUUGGGCAGAUAAUGAGGGGGGUGGCAGAGGAGCACAGCCAUGGAAGGUUGCUUAUGGUGCAAGAAGGCGGGUAUCAUGUUACAUAUGCAGCGUACUGCCUCCACGCCAUGCUAGAAGGCGUGCUGAAGAUACCAGAACCGCAUCUAGCGGAUCCGAUCGCUUAUUAUCCCGAAGAAGAAGCUAUUGCUGUUGCAGCUGUGGACUCGAUAAAAAAGUACCACUCCGAAUUUGUUCCAUUUCUCAGAGGAACUUGAAGAUGUGUCGUAUGAAUGAGUUUUACGAUGUGUUUCGUUGUGUUAUGACCUUUUUGGAACAAAUCUAGGUCCAAUUGUAGAUUGAGAUUAUGGCUAUAGAAUCACAAGUUUAGACUUUUCUGCCAGUCCAAAUCGCCGCA